CUGGUUUACGGCGGUGAUCUUUUCCGGCGGUAACGGAAGUAAACGAGCGGAGCGUGGAAGGACGAGGUUAUUUGGGGUUUGUGUAAAAGCAGUCAUGUAUCGGUGUGUGUUUCGCGCAGUGUGUCCGGUCCGCCAGCCUGCAGCUCAUGUCUUUGAGACGUGUGUGUUGCCGGCCAGGUGUGUUCAGGUGUUCAGAGUUGCAGAUGGAGGUGGAGCCAAAGCCCUAAGCACAACCUCAACCAGCUUCUGUGAAAAAAGUGAUGGUGUCACACCCCCUGAGCGAGAUGGAAAAAGAAGUGAAGAUAAAGAUAGUCACUUGUCAGAAACUGCAAAUUCAGUUGAAGGGAAAACUGAUGAUGGCAGCAAAGUCAUCAGGAUGGCUGAACAAAGGGAGGACUCAGCAGUGUUAAAGACCAGUGAAGGAGGCGCCGCACCGCAGGGGGGUGUUACAGUCGAGCAGGAGGUGGGAAAACCAACACAAGUAAAAGGUGAUGUGGCUAAGAGCGGGAAGGAGAGCCUCUUGGGCCUGCUGGGAGCCAUGAAGGUGGAGGUUACCAACAAGAAGAAGCUGAAGAACUUGAAGGCCAAGCAAAGAUAUGAGCCUGCCGUCAAGCCCAACCCAGCGGCACUGGAGAGCACCAUCAGUAUGUUUCAGAAAGCCACAGCGGAGUCUUCAGCCCACAGUGAGACUCUGGACCCUGACCUGGUGGCGGCUGCCUCAGCUGCUGCCUCCACGCUGCCCAACCAGAGCCAGGCCGAGUCGGAGCUGCUCAGACAGCUGAGGCGGCACGAGGCCGUGACUGAGGCCCAGAGGAAAGGGGACAUGAGCAACUUAGGAGUAAUUAUUGCUGACAUGAAAGUGGGAAGGAGGCCCAACCGGCAGAAUGCUCGUCCAGCAAACCAGAUCCGCUUUGAUGACGACGGACAAGGAUACACACAUGACAGGAGCAUCACCGCUGAGCUGGAUGGUGUCAGGAGAAGGAGGAACUUGUUCUCAGGGAAAAGACUAGGCAUCUUUUCUCCCACUACUGAUGAAGACAAAACGCCCCCACCACCUGCUAAGCCAACCAUAUGGGACGUGGACUUUGCUAAUCACUUGGUCCUGUCCACCAACCAAAUGCCCCGUAAUGGGUUUGAGGAAAUGAUCCAGUGGACCAGAGAGGGAAAACUGUGGCAGUAUCCAGUCAACAACGAAGCUGGCCUGGAGGAGGAAGCCAGUGUGCCUUUCCAUGAGCACGUGUUCCUGGAGAAACACUUGGAGGAGGGCUUCCCGAGUCAGGGACCUGUGCGGCACUUCAUGGAGCUGGUGGUAUCCGGUCUGUCCAAAAACCCGUACGUGACUGUCCAGCAGAAGAAGGAGCACAUUGCCUGGUUCAGGGACUACUUCCAGCAAAAGACAGACAUCCUCCAGGAGGCUGACGUUUACCUCAACUAACCUGGGACACUUAAAUAUAUUGUAUUGUGUGGGCUGUGGAUGCACUAGAGCAAGGCUCAAGUUUCCUGAAGGCAUGUUGGUGCUAAGAUUGCCUUUAGCCACCGAAUUAAAGUUAAAAUGAGGAGGGUGACUGUUAGAAGACGUUUGUCAGAAAGGGUCGUUACAAAGUCUGGAUAUCAGUGUCGAAAAUCGAACAAUAUUUACUGUGUCUGAAAUUGUGAUCAGACUAUAGAACCAACGUCUAUCACUUCACUGUUGGCAGGAUGUUUGAUGGAGAAACAAUGUGAAGAAAGUGACAUGCUGCUAAUGAAAGCUCCUGUGCAGAGUAAACCUGAAAGAACAGCAACAACACCAUCAAAUCUUUGUCCAUUCCAGUGUAAACAAGUAACUUCAUCUUAGUGUAGUUCUGUCCAUUUCCUCAUACACCCCACUGCCUCUAAAAUGUAUCUGAAACUUACUCCACACGCUCAUUUGUACGGUAACAUUUUGACAUGGUCAAAAAAUAAUGACACGAGGCCCACUUUGCUAUUUAUGUCAAAGCAGUGCAAGAAACCAAUCCUGUGUCAGCCUAAAGAUGUUAACUCUUACAGUAUUGAACAUAAUUCACCCAAAUAAAGUUUUGCAAUUGAUGUUUUGAUGGAGUAAUGAUGGAAUUACAUUGAAUUCUCAAUUUGGUUACCCUUAAUGGUAUUUUAAAUGACGUUUGAUGUACUGUUGAACUGUAUUGCAGUCAGUGGGAUCAAAUAUAAUGAAUACAACCAACAGUAAUGAUCAGGUGUUUAUGAAAGGCAACAGACUAAAAAAAUGCGGAGAACAUGCACUAGUAUGACCCGAAUACAGAUAAAGGCAUACAGCAUGGCAAUGACUGACGGAAAAAAAUAAUAAAAUAAAAUAACUAUGUUCUAUUA
This is a messenger RNA of Myripristis murdjan (pinecone soldierfish), 2343 nucleotides long. RefSeq names its product mitochondrial ribosomal protein S31 (gene mrps31). Gene Ontology annotation, cellular component: mitochondrial small ribosomal subunit. Gene Ontology annotation, molecular function: structural constituent of ribosome. The transcript has 7 exons. The record is from RefSeq and is a predicted model, not a curated record. The coding region runs from base 95 to 1435 and encodes 446 amino acids. Lineage: Eukaryota; Metazoa; Chordata; Actinopteri; Holocentriformes; Holocentridae.